Penicillium daleae is the source of this 501-nucleotide messenger RNA. RefSeq names its product DNA-directed RNA polymerase core subunit RPO26. The record is from RefSeq and is a predicted model, not a curated record. Bases 1 to 501 code for a protein of 166 amino acids. Gene Ontology annotation, molecular function: DNA-directed RNA polymerase activity; DNA binding. The transcript is spliced from 4 exons. Gene Ontology annotation, cellular component: RNA polymerase II, core complex; RNA polymerase I complex; RNA polymerase III complex. Gene Ontology annotation, biological process: DNA-templated transcription. NCBI's taxonomy places the organism in Eukaryota, Fungi, Ascomycota, Eurotiomycetes, Eurotiales, Aspergillaceae.
AUGUCGGACUACGGUGGCGAUAACGACGCUGAGGAGAAGUAUGAUUUCCCGCCAAUUGAAGCCUAUGACUUCGAGCCUCAAGAGGAAGUCUUCGACGAGAACGAGCCCGAGGAUUUCAUUGACCACGAGGGUCUCGAGGGCGACGAUGGUGUCGAAGGCGGGUCGUACGAGCCAGCUGUCAACGGGGAGAACGUGGUUAUCUCAGGCGAUCCCAAUGCUGGCUACUCAGGCAAGGUGAUGGAGCAGUCGCGUGAGAAGAAGGUGCCGAAUGACAAGCGCACAACUACUCCAUACUUGACCAAGUACGAGCGCGCCCGUGUGCUCGGCACUCGCGCUCUGCAGAUCAGUAUGAAUGCGCCCGUACUCGUCGACCUCGAGGGUGAGACCGAUCCGCUGCAGAUUGCCAUGAAGGAGUUGAACCAGAAGAAGAUCCCUCUGAUCGUGCGCCGGUAUCUCCCCGAUGGAUGGUAUGAGGACUGGUCUUGUGAGGAGCUGCUUUAG